GCGAGGGGAUGAGGUGCCCCCGUGCCGCGUGGUGUCCCGAAGCGGCUCUUUAGAUCCUCCCCGGCCCGAGCCUCCCCUGCCAUGGAUGCCUCGGGGGCUCUUGCUUCGGCUCCCCCCCCCCCGGGCUCCCCUAGCCCCAUGUUCCCCCCAGGAGCCGACAGAGAGGAGUGGGGACCGAGGUUCAAUUGUGCCCCUUCCACCUCUGCCGCAGCCUCGCAGGCGAUGCCAGCGUCUGGCCGGAAGAGGAAGGCCAACUUCUCCAAUGACGAGACGGAGACGCUGGUCUGGAAUGUGGUGCGGCAUUUCAGCGCCCUGUACGGGUCCGAAGCCCUGCGGGCUCACCCCGUGCGGCGGAAGCAGCUCUGGACCCAAAUCCAAAGCCGCGUCAACUUCCUGGGCUACACCGAACGCUCCAUCGACGACCUCAAGCACAAGUGGCGCGACCUACGGCUGGACGUCAAGAAGAAGAUCACCUCCAAAAAGCACCUCCCCAUGAACCGCGCCGGAGGGCCCCUCCACAAGCCGCGCCUCACGCCCCUGGAGAAGAUGGUGGCGUCCACCUUCCUGCAGGCCAGCCACGACUCGGAGCCCGAAAUCAUCCUGGACCCAGGUCAGUUCGAUGGGGAGAUGGCCUGGUUUGAAUUGGAGCGGGACGGCCCCGUCCUGCGUCCCCUCCGCCCGGCGCCAGCCACCCCAGCAUCACACCCCAGCAUCUACAUCGACACCAACGGGCAGCCCUCGGCCCUGCCCGACCUGGAGGGCUCGGCCGUGCCCCGCCUGGCGCUGCAGAGCCCCGACCCCUCCGUCAUCUGCGAGUACAGCCGGGGCGAAGGACAGAGCAGCUCGG
Molecule: messenger RNA, 847 nt
Organism: Mesitornis unicolor (brown roatelo)
Lineage: Eukaryota; Metazoa; Chordata; Aves; Mesitornithiformes; Mesitornithidae
Product: t-SNARE domain-containing protein 1-like
Exons: 2
Cellular component (GO): nucleus
Source: RefSeq, a predicted model, not a curated record